Molecule: messenger RNA, 1545 nt
Organism: Fulvia fulva
Lineage: Eukaryota; Fungi; Ascomycota; Dothideomycetes; Mycosphaerellales; Mycosphaerellaceae
Product: putative 2-dehydropantoate 2-reductase
Exons: 1
Coding region: 1-1545 (514 amino acids)
Biological process (GO): pantothenate biosynthetic process
Cellular component (GO): cytoplasm; mitochondrion
Molecular function (GO): 2-dehydropantoate 2-reductase activity; NADP binding
Source: RefSeq, a predicted model, not a curated record
AUGGACGCGAAAGAGGCGAAAGCAAGCAAUCGCGAUCAACCGACUGUCGACUACUCCGAAACGGAGCCAGAGACGGAGACAGACGGUGAGGAGCAUGAUGCAGAUUUGCAAAGCCAAGUCCGGCGGGUGCUGUCGUCACCCGUGGAUAGGCAGUAUGCGCCAACCCCGAAUAUACCCAAGAGGAUCCACAUUGUGGGCACGGGCAGUAUUGGGAAGCUUGUGGCGCAUUCGCUGAGAGGCAUACCGAAUGCGCCGCCAGUCACGUUGAUCUUCCACCGGUAUAAGCUGCUGGAGGCGUGGGAGCAGAGUGAAAAAGUAAUUACGGUGGAAGAUGGGGAAUAUACAGUGCCGAGAGGGGGCUUCGAUGUGGAGCUCAAGGGGGAUGCGAUCAGGCAGCAUAAAGUGCCAGUGCAGCGAGGAUCGCCGGAUGUCUACAGUCUGGCGGACGAGACGGGAGCGCAGCCGCAUGAAGUGGCGAAGAUCAUGGGCGAGCAGCAGAAAGAAGCGGAUGAGCAGCGGCGCAAAGAGCGGGACGUGGCAGAGUACACGCCGAUGGAGGCGACAGCCGCAACUGUCGAAGUCGAUUCUCCUCAACGACCAGGUAAAGGGUAUCACGCCAUGUCGGACGAACCCAUCCACAACCUGAUCGUCACCACCAAGACUAUCCGCACAAUUACCGCUCUGGCCAGCAUCAAACACCGCCUCAAUCGAGACUCGACCAUCUGUUUCCUCCAAAAUGGUAUGGGAGUAAUCGACGAUGUCAAUAAGGAGCUCUUUCCCGACGAAUCCACCCGCCCAACAUAUGUCCAGGGCAUAGUCACCCACGGCGCCAACGUGCCUCCCGAAAAGGCAGAACAAGACCCCUUCUUCGUCGUGCACGCAGGCCACGGCACCAUCUCCCUCGGCAUCCUCCCUCGCAAACCACUCUCUCGUCCGGCCACACCCACGGGUCCAGGUACCGACAAUAGCGGCGAGCUAUCCGUGAAAAAGACGGACGACUGGGCACCUUCCGCCCGCUACCUCCUCCGCACUUUGACGAGAACCCCAGUCCUCUGCGCAGUUGGCUUCACGCCUAUCGAACUACUGCAGCUCCAACUUGAGAAAGUCGCAAUGAACGCCGUCAUAAACCCCCUAACCUGCCUCCUCGACAACCGCAACGGCAACCUUCUCUACAACUUCCCCAUCUCCCGCACAAUGCGGCUCAUGCUCGCCGAAAUCUCCCUGAUCAUCCGCUCCCUCCCCGAACUUCGGGGUCUACCCAACGUCCCCCACCGCUUCUCCGCUGAACGACUCGAAGCUCUCGUGGUCGGGAUCUGCACGAAGACGAAAGACAAUGUAUCGUCAAUGCUUGCGGAUAUGAGAGCGGGCAGGGAGACGGAGAUUGAGUAUAUGAAUGGGUAUAUUGUGAAGAGGGGAGAGGAGAUGGGGGUGAAGGCGGUGGUGAAUUAUGCGAUUAUGCAGACGGUUAUGGGGAAGCAGAUGAUGGUUAGUAGGGAGGUGAAGGAUCAGAUUCCGAUGCAGAGGGUUUUGAAUGAGGAUGAGUGA